AUGGAGCACGGCGGCGACCGCGACGGCCUGCACGAGGAGCUGGCGGAGGACGCCGGCCACCGCUGGCGGCCCGCGGAGGACGGCGGCGCCGCGCCCUUCGCGGUGCUGCAGUGCCCGCCGCUGCCAGCCACGGACGACGACGCGCGCUUGUCGCAGCACCGGGCCGUGCUGGGCGUGGCGGCCAACCUGCUGGGUGUCGGCGUCCUCGCGAUGCCGCGGGCGAUGGCGCAGGCGGGGCUGCUGACGGGACUGGCAGUCGCACUGGCGAUGGCCGCCGUCAUGAAGGAGACCCACCCUCCAGAUGCUGCUAGUGGCGGCCGAGGCCGAGUCCUGCUCUGGCCGGUUGUCCUAUCCCGAGCUCGCCAAGAGCGCCCUGGGGCCGCAGGACGGGCUGGCCGCCACGCUGUUGGCCAUCCUGCUGUACAGCUCUGGGCUCCUGGCCGCCCAGCUCGCCGCGCUGGCGGACACCCUGACCCAGCUGUGGCUGGCCGUGUCCGGGCUCCACCCCAGCGAGGUCUCGCGGGGGCAGGCGGUGGCCGUGGCGGUCGUGCUGUGCCUCCCUGGGGUGGCGCUGCGCGCCCCCAGGCGCUGGCAGCUCCAGGGAUUCGCGUGCGUCGCAGGCGUGGUGCUGGCCCUGCUGCUCCUCCUGCUGAUCUGCUUCGCCGACCUGGCUGCCGCUGGCGACGACGGCGCCGCCGCGGCAGACGGCGCGAGCCUCCUCUGCGGAGGGCCCCUCGGGCUGCUCAGCGCCGCCGCGCUGCUGGCGUCGCAGUUCUGCCUGCACGCGGGCGCGCUGGACGUCCUGCCGCCGCCGCCCGGCCGGGUCGCGGCGGCUUCCGGCGGGCAGCGCCACUGGCGACGCUGGUGGGCGCGGUGGGAUACCUGCGCUUCGGGGGCUCCGUCCAGGGCAACGUCUUCGCGAGCUUCGCGGCCCCGCGAGAUGCCGACGGGUGGCGGUGGCCCGCGCUGCUGGUCGCGCGGGCGGCCCUGGCCGUCGUUCUCGUCGUGUCCUUCGGGUGCACCUCGGUGCCGUGCCGCGCGGCGGCCCUGGAGGUCUUUGCCGCGCGUCGGACCGCGGGUGGGGCCGCCUCGCGGAAGGAGUACAGGGCCCUGGCCGCCGUGCUCGCCCUCUGCGCGCUCGCGGCCUGGCUCGUCGAGGACGUGUCGUGGCUCCUCGGCUUCCUGGGCGCCUGGGCGGCCGGGCCCCUGGGCCUGGUCCUCCCCGCGCUGGUCUCCAUGGAGCACCACAGGCGGUCGGAGGGGCGGCCGGCGCUCUCCGUCUCGAACCUGAGGGAGACGUGCUGCCUGGCCCUGAGCGCGCUGCUCAUCCUCGGCAGCAUAGGGAGCUUCCUCGAGUUCGCGUUCAGGCACCCCGCCGGCAGCCGCGGACACCGCGCGGUGGUGACGGACCUGCAUGGCCUGCGCAAGCGCUGA
Molecule: messenger RNA, 1434 nt
Organism: Prorocentrum cordatum
Lineage: Eukaryota; Dinophyceae; Prorocentrales; Prorocentraceae
Source: the annotation of a GenBank genome assembly